Phaethon lepturus (White-tailed tropicbird) is the source of this 884-nucleotide messenger RNA. It is a transcript of the gene NPM1, whose product is annotated as nucleophosmin (nucleolar phosphoprotein B23, numatrin). The annotation marks the transcript as partial. Gene Ontology annotation, cellular component: nucleoplasm; centrosome; cytoplasm. Gene Ontology annotation, biological process: ribosomal large subunit biogenesis; ribosomal large subunit export from nucleus; ribosomal small subunit export from nucleus. Gene Ontology annotation, molecular function: histone binding; chromatin binding; RNA binding. The record is from RefSeq and is a predicted model, not a curated record. NCBI's taxonomy places the organism in Eukaryota, Metazoa, Chordata, Aves, Phaethontiformes, Phaethontidae. The transcript has 10 exons.
GCUGCGAGCUUAAAGCAGAUAAGGAGUAUCAGUUCAAAGUAGAUGAUGAAGAAAAUGAGCAUCAGUUGUCUCUGAGAACGGUUACUUUAGGGGCCGGAGCCAAAGACGAAUUACAUGUUGUAGAAGCAGAAGCAUUGGACUAUGAGGGCAACCCUAUUAAAGUAGUACUGGCAUCUCUGAAAAUGUCAGUGCAGCCUACGGUUUCAUUAGGUGGCUUUGAGAUCACACCACCGGUGGUCUUGAGGUUGAAAUGUGGUUCGGGCCCUGUUUACGUUAGUGGUCAACAUCUCGUAGCAUUAGAGGAAGAACCAGAAUCGGAUGAUGAGGAAGAUGAUACAAAAGUUGUGAACACUUCAGCAAAGAGACCAGCAAGUGGAGGAGGAGCUAAAACACCACAGAAAAAAGCAAAAUUAUCAGAAGAUGAUGAGGAUGAUGAUGAAGAUGAUGAGGAUGAUGAUGAUGAGGAUGACUUUGAGGAUGAUGAGGAAGAAAUGAAAACACCAAUGAAGAAACCUGUCCGUGAGGCUUCAGGAAAAAAUAUGCAGAAAGCAAAGCAAAAUGGAAAAGACUCUAAGCCGUCCACACCAGCAUCUAAAUCAAAAACUCCAGAUUCCAAGAAGGAUAAAUCUCUAACUCCAAAAACACCAAAAGUCCCUCUGUCGUUAGAGGAGAUUAAAGCAAAAAUGCAGGCAUCCAUAGAUAAGGGUUCUUCCCUUCCUAAGCUGGAACCCAAAUUUGCCAACUAUGUUAAGAAUUGCUUCAGGACGGAGGACCAGAAGGUCAUUCAAGCUCUCUGGCAGUGGAGGCAGACUCUGUAAGAAAAGAAAACAGUUUAAACAGUUCAUUAAAAUCUGCAGUCUUAUUUCUGUAACCAUUAUUUGGCU